AUGCAGGGAUAUACUGAUCCUGAUUGGCAGGGGGAUCCAGAUGACUACAACGUGUCACUAUAUUCUGUGAUGGAUAGAUCUUGGAUCAAUAGUAAGAGGUUUAGCAAUGAAUACAUGGAUGGGGUGAAUGAAUUCAUGACCUUUGUUUCUGAGAGAUUUGGUGAUGAUGAAGAGAUAUGGAUACACCAUGGAGAACCAUUGGAUGUUGUAACACAUGAAAUUGAUGACCAUGUUGAUGAGCAUACUAGUCUCAAUGAGGAUUCUGACAUGAAUGUGGAUGAGGAAGAUGAUCCUGAUGAUGGAAUUCAUGGUAUAGUAGAGGAGUUGUACACAGCUGAAGAAGAAGGUCAAGGGAAAAAGUCUAUGUUUGCAAUUCAAUUAGAAGAGAUGAAGCAAGAACUGUACCCUAGUGGUCCUUGCACAAGGCUGAAGAGAAUUUUUUCUUCCAAAAGAAUGGCAGAGGAGGUGCAAUGGCACAAGUUGAAGAGAAAACCGUUGGAGAAUGAGCUGAGCCAUCCAGCUGAUGGUGAGUCAUGGAAAGACUUUGACAAAAAGUAUGGAUGGUUUGCAGAAGAUGCAAGGAACAUCAGACUUGGCCUUGCUACUGAUGGUUUCAAUCCAUUUGGUAAAAUGAGCUCCUCGUAUAGCAUGUGGCCAGUGUUUCUUAUCCCGUACAAUUUUCCUCCUUGGGAAUGUGUAGAGCAAUCAAACUUUAUCAUGGGCCUGCUUAUUCCUGGUCGAGAAUGCCCAGGAAAGGACAUUGAUGUCUUCUUAGAGCCACUUAUUGAGGAGUUGCUAGAGCUUUGGAAAGGCGUCCCUAAUAUUGAUGCACUUACUAAGAAGAAGUUUGAUCUACAUGCUGCUAUAAUAUGGUGCAUUCAUGAUUGUCCUGGUUUAAGCAUAUUGUCAGGAAGAGUCACAAGAGGUUAUUAUGCAUGUGUGCAUUGUGAUAAAAACCCUUGCUCCAAAAGGAUAAGGAAUAAGAUAUGUUACAUUGGCCAUCGGCGUUUCCUUGCUAGGGACCAUCCAUUGAGGAGAAGCAAGGUGUUUGACGGUAAUGUUGAAAAUCGUGAGAAGCCAGAGAAAUUUACGACGGAUGAGCUGAUGGAGCAACUGGAGAGGGUCAAGGAUGUCAGACCAGGAAAGCAUCCUGAAAGCAAAAAAAGAAAGCGGAACAAGGAGGGCCAAUGUUGGAAGCGAAGGUUAUGUUUGUGGGAUUUGCCAUUUUGGUCGAGUUUGAAGCUGUGGCAUAAUCUUGAUGUGAUGCACAUUGAGAAAAAUAUAUGUGAGUACAUCCUUGGUACAUUUCUAGGCAUGGCUGGGAAGUCAAAGGACAAUACAAAUUCUAGGCUUGAUUUGGAAGAUAUGGGUAUUAGGAAGCAUUUACACUUGAUCCAUGAUGGAGAUUCAUAUAGUGCUCCUCAUGCCCCUUACACGAUGACUAAAACACAGAAGGCUGAUUUUUGUGAUUUUUUGAAGAGUGUAAAAUUUCCAGAUGUAUAUGCUUCCAACUUAGCAACAUGUGUUACUGCAGAUGGAUGCAACCUCCAAGGAUUGAAAACUCAUGAUUGUCAUAUUCUUCUUCAAAGGAUUAUACCUACUGCUGUACGAGGAAUCAUGCCCAAGGACAUAUACGAAGCACUUGCUGAAUUAGGUAAUUUUUUUAGCAACUAUGUGCAAAAACUUUGA
This is a messenger RNA of Oryza brachyantha (malo sina), 1689 nucleotides long. RefSeq lists its product as uncharacterized. The coding region runs from base 1 to 1689 and encodes 562 amino acids. NCBI's taxonomy places the organism in Eukaryota, Viridiplantae, Streptophyta, Magnoliopsida, Poales, Poaceae. The transcript has 5 exons. The record is from RefSeq and is a predicted model, not a curated record.